AUCAUGCCUGACACAGCGCCGAUGCUGAAGGAAGGCGGGUUUCGUUCUACUGCAGUCCAGAGCGUAUGAUCUCUAACGCGAAUAACAAGUGACGUUGGGCAUGGAUCUCCCCUGCCACAGAGUCUGCAGGAUGGCAAUGCUGGCACUACUGGUGCCCACCCUACUGGCACUCAGUGCCUAUGCUGUCCUCGAGGUGCAGGUCCCGGAAAUGCCAGUGGUGGCGCUGUACGGGCAGGACGCCGUUCUCAACUGCUCCUUCGCCCCGCCCGGCCCGUUCAACCUCUCCGACCUCAGCAUCUUCUGGCAGCUGACCGACAGCAAGAGGACCGUGCACGGCUACUGGGACGACCGCGACCAGCUGACCGACCAGGUGGAGGCCUUCGCCAACCGCACCGGGCUCUUCCGCGCCGAGCUGGGCUCGGGGAACGCCUCGCUCCUCCUGCGGAGCGUUGGGGUCGACGACGACGGCAGCUUCACCUGCUUCGUGAGGGUUCGGGAGUACGGCAGCGCGGCCCUGCUGGUGCAGGUCGCCGCCCCUUACUCCAAGCCCCAGGUGACGUGGGAGGCGGACUCGAACCUCGCCGGCCGGGUCCGAGCUCGCGCCGGGUGUACCCGGAGCGCGGCUGACGGGACGGCCGGCCGCAACCUGAACUGCACACGUGACCCGUCUGGGCGAGGGGGCCAAGGAGACCUCUCAGCGUCCACUAGCGCCUCAGGUGACGCCGAAGCCGCACGAACACACGUCCUCUCAACUCACGUCACCCCUGCUGGAGCCGAAGGACACGCCUCCGCCAGCAUCGAAGCUCCCUCUGUGACGGGCCUGAAUAUGAUGUUCCCGCCGGUGGCGCUGUGGGUGACCGUGGGCCUGGCCAUCUGUCUCCUGGGUCUGCUCAUUGCCCUGGCGGUCAUCUGUGGCAGGAAAAUCUGCGAGGAGAUAAAGAAAGGGAAGGAAGGCAAGGAGCUUGAGGAGGACGAAUCCAAGACAGGUGUGAAAGGACAAGUGGUGAACGCCGCCGACAGUGACGAGGAGCCUCCCGGCCCGGGUUUGACUUUUCGGCUUGUCCUUCUGUCACGGUGCGCUGAACUGGGACUAAUGAAGACUUUUCGUGUUGUGACCUCCCCGCUCCCUGCCCUGGACAAAAGGGCUUUACUGGACUGAGUUUGUGAUUUUCAAGUUUGUGAUUUCCUGUUUCUGUGUAAAUAGUACUUUCCACUGUACGCUAAAGAAAAGGCUUGACUCUUCUUGUGUUGGUCAUUAUUUGACAUUUUUCCCCACAGUUAGAUGAUAAAAUGGAAACCAAUUUCAUCCCUGUUCACCCAGUACAAAAAUAUUAGACAGUGCAGGCUAAGGGCUGCGUGCUAACUGUGCUACCUGUAUGAAAGGCUGCCGAGGGAAGCAACAUUCGCUUUGUUUGUUAGCGACAGACAUAGGCUUUCUUCCAUCUCCAAAAGCUGAAUUAUUUACACUUGCAUUUUGUGUGUUUAUAACAAGUAAAAAAUAAAAACUGAAGUAUGUUAGUUCUUAGUUGUUUCAGAGGCAGCUAAAUUCAGAACUGUAAUCGACAAUUAACCAUGUAUCCAUCCACUGGGCACAAUGAGUAGUAGUUGUGCAGCACCGCUUGAAUCGUGAGUCUGGGGUUGCCAGGUUUGCAUUACUAUUGGCUGCAGUGGGAAUGGCAGUAGGAGCACAAGUUUACAGUCGGUGACAUGUAUUCCUGGCAACCCCCAACUCACGCUUGUAUUUCCACCACUUAGCUUAGCAGAGCUAACGUUGCUUCCGUCUGCAGCCAUUCAUAGUGACAUUGCUCAUACGUGUGUCAUGUCUGGGGAACAUGAUAAUGAUUUUUUUUUUUUUUUUUACAAGGUAGUUUGAACUACAUUUUUUUCGCAAGUCGCAUUUCUCUUUAGGGUAGCUGAACUACUUUCAGUGUGAAGUAAUUGGUAGUUUGUAUGACUGCACUUUCCGUGUCGUUCCCCAACACUGGCUAUGCCACUGGUGAUAACAUAAUACACCAAAGAAGCAACCUCCACCCACACAUUUUCAAUUCCCCCAAUCCCCUGCUCUCCUCUCCUCCCAGACUAUAACCUACAGGAGAUUGCAGGGUUUCACCAGCAUUCUACAGCCCCAGCAUUCAUGCCUUUGUAUUGGAAAGUAUGUGAAGGACACAUUCUAAACACAAAGUGAGUAGGGAAACAAAGGACCCUGGCAGGAUUGUCCAUCAGUGUCUACAUAGGAAAUGAACAGCUGUCCGUGAAAAAGCACCCUGUCCACCCUCUUGUCUGCGCUGCUAUAUUCUACUAGAUGGGAUCGGUGAUUGGGAGGGAUGGAGUUUGAAAUUGAAUGUCAUUUAUGCUUUAACAAAGUUCAAAUUGCGCAUGAGAUAAUCUUUUGGCUUCUCGAUGCUUCGACGUCCUUACAGUCUGCAAGGAAAACCGCAGUACAGUUUUCACAGCAAGGUUGAGGUGUAUUUUCAGCCACAGUUUUCUGUGUGUUUUUAAUGCAGGUGCUUAAUGACAUGCUAUAGUUAUAGCAUAGUUAUAUAAACUAUAGUUAUAGUUUUCUUUUUUUUGUAAAAAUAGAGGUGAAGAGGUCUAGUUCACUGCCAAGUCGUGCUUGUAAGGUUCUGUUCUGGAACGUCCUUGUGCCAAAAUGUCAGUGGCAAAAAAUCCUCUGUGAAAAAAAGAGCAGCUGCGUAUUUACAUUAAAAGUAAUUUGGAAACCCUU
This is a messenger RNA of Anguilla rostrata (American eel), 2725 nucleotides long. RefSeq names its product CD276 antigen-like. Bases 101 to 1159 code for a protein of 352 amino acids. Gene Ontology annotation, molecular function: signaling receptor binding. Lineage: Eukaryota; Metazoa; Chordata; Actinopteri; Anguilliformes; Anguillidae. Gene Ontology annotation, cellular component: external side of plasma membrane. The transcript is spliced from 8 exons. Gene Ontology annotation, biological process: regulation of cytokine production; T cell receptor signaling pathway. The record is from RefSeq and is a predicted model, not a curated record.